AGGCAGGGAGGUGAGGAGGAUGGGCGCCUGCCCUCCCCUCUCCUGCUGGACCUCAAACAUUACCGAGAAAUAAAUGCCAGGAAGUGGCCCCGCAAAACUCCGAGGUGAAUUUGCAAGACAGAGUUACACGGCAGCUCUGAGUGGGGCUCCCCCCCCCACCCUGCUUCUGCCAAGCUGACAAGCCAGUCCCCCCUCCAAAUCCACCCGGAAAGGUGCAAAGAGAAGCCCACGAGGCGAGCGCCCACUAGCCAGAACCCGUCCCCUCCCUCUCUUCCUCCUCCAAUCCUUUCGAAAGAAGCUGAGGGAGCCGCGUCGGGGGACAGGGUUGCAAAGACAGCUCGCCAGAAGGCCGCCGGGACUGCAGAAGAGAGCAAAGGUGGGGAGGGCUGGCGAGGACAGAGUGGAGACAGGCUUCCCUAGGGCCAGCCGAGGACUGGCAGCCUCGGGAAGGAGAGGGGGAGCUAGCCAUCGCCAAACCUCCCCCUCCCAGCGAGCCCAAGGAGGAGGCGGGUGGGGGAGGCUCCCUACGCCCUCCCCCCGCCGCGCACACGCACUCACACACACUCACAUUCACACACGCGCUCCCGCGCGCACGCACGCACGCACACACACACACACACACACUCACACUCACACUCACAGCAGUCUGCUGCCGACUGCCAGCUGCGAUCUCCUCCGCUGUCUCUGUCGCCUGGACUCCCCGAGCCCCUCCGAAGGCUGGGGCCAAGCGCGCACGCUUCUGCCGGGGAGCCCUGCGGAGAGGCCGACCGCAGAGCCUCGGAGCCGGCCCGGGAGUUUAGCGUUCACCCGGCGCUGCGGCCGAGGUUCGAGGUACCCCAGAGCUAAAGGGGGCAGCUGCGGGCGCCUGGGCAGCCGAAUCCCCGGAGCAGGGUGAGCCUGCAGAGGGGCGCGGGGCCCGACAGCGCCCGAGGCACUCCGAAGUUGCAGGGACACGCACCAGAUGGCCGUGGCAAGAGGAACCGGAGGGGAGCGGUGGUGGCUACAGCGGCGGCAGCAGCAGCAGAGGCAGAGGCGGCGGCAGCAGCAGCAGCAGCCCUAGGAAGCUUCAGCUCUCCAUGCGCUGAGCUGGACACCGCGGAACAGGCUCCAGCAGCGCGCACCUCCCCGGGCAGCUGAGCAGAGCGCUCGGAGCGCUCGGGACCCCCCCCCCCGGCAACCCGACCCCGGCUCGGGACGGAAGCCGAAGGCCCCCUCCCCUCCUCGCUCCAGUACCUGAGCCGACCCUUUGCUGCUUGACUGGGCCGGCCGCCUCCCCACCCCGCUUGCUGCCCAGAGGACUGAGAAGGGGGCACCGGCGCGGGGUCGGGGAGGGGACGUUCACUCUGUCCAUGGCUCGGGAGGCCCUCCGAGCUUGACCUGGGGCGCCCAACCGCCCGCCCGCAGCUAGGGAGAGCUGAUGCGCCCCGGGGAGGAGCCCGAGGGCAGGAGAAGGAAGGACCUAGAUGGGUGAAGCUAGCGAGGCAGGUGGAGCAGCAACCGCGGCGCAGAGGGGAAGGCGGAGGCAGAGAGAGCGGGGCGGGCGCCGCAAGUUCCCGUGAGAGGCAGAUUCAGAGACAGACAAACCCACACACCGACCGAGAGACACCCAGAUACCAAAGAGCCGGGAAGCCCGAAGCGGCUGGUUUUGCAAAGCGCGCCCCGCCGCAGCUUCGCUGCCUGCCCAGCACGGGGUAGGGACUAACGAUCGAUUUUAUUCGAAAAUCUUUUGUAUACACUUUUUUUUUUCCGCUUGGAAAGGGGAAGGGCGCGCAUUUGUUGGAGAACCCUCAGAACAGGGCUGGCCGGAGCGGGUGGGGAUACUGCAGAAAGAACCGACCUGCCCACCCGAGUCCUUCGCCUGGGGAGCUGGACAGACCGAGCUGGGCUGGGCCGGGCCGGGGCGAGCCCGGCCGGGAGGGGCGCGAAGGGGUCGGGCCACCGGAGUAUGGGACGGGCAGCGGCGUCUGCUCUCCGAGCUUCUGACCUGCGGUUUUCCAGAACCUGAAGCUUCCCAGGGUGGUGAGGGGAAAAGACUGGAGAUUUCAGCGCUCUCCUCACCUCCACCCGCCCCCCCGCACUCUGAAGAUUAAGCCCCCCCUCCUUUUUUUUGUUUUUUGUUUUUUUGUUAACGACAAUUGCAAAUAAGUUAAGGAAAAAAGAAAAGCCACUUCUGGAUUCCUGGUUGUGAUUGUGAAGUUACCUCGCAUCUCCGCCCGACCUCAGGACACAGAUAGUACAGAGAAGAAGGCAGCGACGAUGCCAGACUCACCGGCUGAGGUGAAGACGCAGUCCAGAUCAACCCCACCCAGCAUGCCACCUCCAGCCGUCACCCAGGGAGCCACACGGCACCCUUCCUUCACACCAAACACAAAUCGAGAAGAUGGGCCUCCCACGUUUCUGCCCCCUGGCCGAUUCCACGGCUGCUUGAAGUGGUCUAUGGUCUGUCUUUCUAGAGCGAGCGAGAAAGCGAGUGCGAGCGGGAGCGAACCUGAGCAGGCACGGGAGAGGCAGGGCUGCUGGCUUCCAGGACGACCCAAACACGGCGGGCAAGUGAUGAAUGGAAGUAGCCAUUCCCCAACGGCGAUCAACGGAGCCCCAUCGACCCCCAAUGGGUUCAGCAAUGGCCCAGCCACCUCUUCGACAGCCUCACUGUCCAACCAGCAGCUCCCGCCAGCCUGUGGUGCCCGACAGCUCAGCAAACUCAAACGCUUCCUUACCACCCUGCAGCAGUUUGGGAAUGACAUCUCCCCUGAGAUCGGGGAGCGGGUCCGCACCUUGGUGCUGGGGCUGGUGAAUUCUACCCUGACAAUUGAGGAGUUCCAUUCCAAACUCCAAGAAGCCACCAAUUUUCCUCUGCGCCCAUUUGUCAUUCCCUUCCUGAAGGCAAACCUGCCCUUGCUGCAGCGGGAACUCCUGCACUGCGCCCGCUUGGCCAAGCAGACCCCAGCCCAGUACCUGGCCCAACAUGAGCAGCUCUUGCUAGAUGCCAAUGCUUCUUCUCCCAUCGACUCCUCCGAGCUUCUCCUGGAAGUCAAUGAGAACGGCAAGAGGAAGACGCCAGACAGGACCAAAGAGAAUGGGUUAGACCGAGACCCGCUGCACCCCGAACACCUCAGUAAACGGCCAUGCACCCUGAGCCCUGCCCAGAGGUACAGCCCCAACAACGGGCUGAGCCAUCAGCCCAACGGGCUGCCCCACCCCACGCCUCCCCCACCUCAGCACUACCGCCUUGAGGACAUGGCUGUGGCCCACCACUACAGGGACACGUACCGGCCCCCUGACCCCCGAGAGCUGCGGGAGCGCCAUCGACAAGUUGCUGUACAUGGCUCCCGGCAAGAAGAAGUGAUUGACCACAGGCUCACAGACCGAGAGUGGGCAGAGGAGUGGAAGCACCUCAACAAUCUCCUGAACUGUAUCAUGGAUAUGGUGGAGAAGACUCGGCGCUCUCUCACGGUGCUGCGCCGCUGCCAGGAGGCUGACCGGGAGGAGCUCAACCACUGGAUCCGGCGCUAUAGUGAUGCCGAGGACAUGAAGAAGGGCCCCAUCUCUGCCCCAUCCCGCCCACACAAUAGCUCCUCCAACUCCGAGGGUCCCCAGUUAGAAAGUCACCGGGAGUUUGUACCCCGGCCUCUAUCCGGUUAUAUGCCAGAAGAAAUCUGGAGAAAAGCUGAGGAAGCUGUGAACGAGGUAAAGCGCCAGGCGAUGUCCGAGCUGCAGAAGGCCGUGUCCGACGCAGAACGCAAAGCCCAUGAAGUCAUCACGACCGAGCGAGCGAAGAUGGAGCGGGCCCUGGCCGAGGCCAAGCGGCAGGCCUCCGAGGACGCCCUGACUGUUGUCAAUCAGCAGGAAGACUCCAGCGAGAGCUGUUGGAACUGUGGGCGCAAAGCCAGCGAGACCUGCAGCGGCUGCAACACUGCCCGCUACUGCGGCUCCUUCUGCCAGCACAAGGACUGGGAGAAACACCACCACGUGUGUGGCCAGACGCUCCAGGGCCUCCAGGCAGCCGCGGGCUCCGCCCCAACCAAUGGGGUGGGCCCCGCCCAGCCGGACGUAGUAGCCGUGGCUGUGGCCACCAGCCCCAGCGAGAGCAGCUCGGCAGCCGCCUCCCGCUCGGGCACCCCGGCCACCCCAGCCCCCCUGGAAACUGCCUCCCGCUAGCCCCAUCCAGGGGGAGGAAGAUACAACGGGAUCCGAGAACCUACAAAAGUCACUGCUGCUAACUGCUUUUCUCCAAAAGAAAAAAAAAAAUGCAUUCAAUGCAACUUCCUCAGCUACCUGACGAUUUCAUUCGACCUCCAAACGACCUCUAUCUCUUCGAGUGAUCCUCACAGAUCUUCAAAACUGGGCUUUAAAAGUGGAUUUCACAAAGAAAGUACAAACCUUCUUCUCCGUUAAUCUGUCUUUCUCUGUCUUGUCAGUUUCCCUCUUGUCUCUUUCUCUCUUGUCUCUUUCUGUCUCC
Molecule: messenger RNA, 4459 nt
Organism: Phascolarctos cinereus (koala)
Lineage: Eukaryota; Metazoa; Chordata; Mammalia; Diprotodontia; Phascolarctidae
Gene: CBFA2T3
Product: CBFA2/RUNX1 partner transcriptional co-repressor 3
Biological process (GO): negative regulation of DNA-templated transcription; DNA-templated transcription
Cellular component (GO): nucleus
Molecular function (GO): transcription corepressor activity
Source: RefSeq, a predicted model, not a curated record